AUGCUGAAGCUCUCCCGUCCUUUUCUCCGCGCUUUCGGUACAUGCUCCUCUUCUCCUAAUUCGCAUGCCGAUUCGAUACUAAAUUGCAGGAGUCCUGCAGAAGCACUGGAAAUCUUCAAUUCCGCAACGAAACAAGUCGGCGCGAGAAAGGAUUUUCAGCUGUAUUCAGCGAUUACGCAUGUGUUGGUGAGUGCCAAGCUGUAUGUUAAAGCCAGGUUGUUGAUAAAAGAGCUCAUACAGGAUCUUCAGAAGUCCUGUAAGUCUCGCCGUGCCUGUGAGUUGGUUUACAAUGCGCUUAGCGGUUUGGAAAGGUCUAGAGUGUCUCGGAAUGUGUUUGGAGUUUUGAUCAAUGCGUUAUCUGAGAUGGGUCUUGUGGAAGAGGCUUUGCGAGUGUAUAGUAAUAUGGGGGUGUUGCCUGCAACUCAGGCUUGUAAUGCGCUCUUGGAUGGAUUGGUGAAGAAGGGUCAGCUUGAUUCGAUGUGGGAGCUUUAUAAUGAUAUGGAGUCUCGAGGAUUGUCACCUAGUUGUGUUACAUAUGGUGUGUUGAUUAAGGGUUGUUGCAGAAAAGGUGAUCUGUUGAAUGCCCGUAAGGUGUUCGAUGAAAUGCCUGAGAGAGGGAUUGAACGGACAGUUGUGGUGUAUACUUCUCUUAUUCGUGGCAUGUGCACUGAGGGUAGAAUGGAGGAAGCUGAUAGCGUUUUUCAGACGAUGAGGAAAGAUGGUGUGAUCCCAAAUUUGUGGACUUACAAUUGUCUGAUGGAUGGGUAUUCCAAAGUGGCUGAUGUUAGACAAGCUCUUGUGUUGUACUCGAACUUGAGAGGUGAUGGCUUGCAGCCGAAUGUUGUCACGUUUGGUAUCUUAGUUGAUGCAUUUUGCAAAGUAGGUGCACUCAUGGCUGCGAGGAGCGUUGUAGGGUGGAUGGUUAAGUUUGGUGUUGCGCCUAAUAUGUUUGUGUACAAUGCUUUGAUUUAUGGUUAUCGUAAGGUCGAAGAUGUUUUGCAGGCAGUGAAUUUGACAUUGGAGAUGGAAAAGUAUGGUAUUCUUCCGGAUGUGGUCACUUACAGCAUACUAAUUACGGGUCUAUGUUCCAUUCAUAGAGUGGAAGAUGCAUAUCAGUUGUUGAAAAACAUAAGGAAGGGAGUUGCUGCAAAUGCUGUUACGUACAAUUCACUAAUCGAUGGGUAUUGUAAAGAUCGCAAUAUGGAGAAGGCUUUGGAGGUGUGUUCUGAAAUGACCAAAAUUGGUAUAGAACCGAAUGUCAUCACCUUCUCUACUUUGAUCGAUGCUUAUUGCAAGAUGAGGAACAUGGAAGCUGCUAUGGGUUUGUACUCGGAAAUGUUAGUUAAAGGCCUUUUGCCUGAUGUAGUAGCUUACACAGCUUUGAUAGAUGGCCAUUUUAAAACCGGGAACGUGAAAGAGGCUUAUCGGCUGAGUAAAGAGAUGUUGGAGGCAGGCCUCACCCCAAAUGUUUUCACUCUUAGUUGCUUGGUAGAUGGCCUUUGUAAAAACGGAAAGACUUCUGAUGCAAUCAACCACUUUUCAGAGAUAACUAAAGUCGAUUCCAACACAGAUGUUACCAAGGAUAUGGAUGGCUACUUCUGUUCCCCAAAUUAUGUGACUUAUACGGCUUUAAUUCAGGGUCUGUCUGUAGACAGCCGGAUUUUCGAGGCAACUAAGUUCUUUUUGGAUAUGAGAGUCAGUGGUUUGAGACCAGAUGCAUUCACUUACAUUGUAAUGUUGAAGGGGCACUUCCUAGCGAAGCAUGAGCUUGGCAUCAUGAUGCUGCAUGCAGAUAUGACGAAGAUGGGUAUUAUUCCCAGUGCAGACAUAAGUCCAGUUUUAUGUAGGGCAUACCAAGAAAUCGGUGACUUAAAAUCAGCAGCGAAGAUAUUCUGA
Molecule: messenger RNA, 1896 nt
Organism: Fragaria vesca subsp. vesca
Lineage: Eukaryota; Viridiplantae; Streptophyta; Magnoliopsida; Rosales; Rosaceae
Product: pentatricopeptide repeat-containing protein At5g61400-like
Exons: 1
Coding region: 1-1896 (631 amino acids)
Molecular function (GO): protein binding
Source: RefSeq, a predicted model, not a curated record